Messenger RNA from Desarmillaria tabescens, 786 nucleotides. RefSeq lists its product as uncharacterized. The transcript is spliced from 4 exons. The record is from RefSeq and is a predicted model, not a curated record. The coding region runs from base 333 to 686 and encodes 117 amino acids. Lineage: Eukaryota; Fungi; Basidiomycota; Agaricomycetes; Agaricales; Physalacriaceae.
AAUUCGCAAGUCUUCUUUCACUAGGGCUGGAUUCGUGACAUAAGGAGUUGACAUUAGAAUCUCGAAGCUGGACGACAAAGUGAGUGACAAAGGCUCGGUUACAUCUAUGGCAAGCACGACGCGAGGCACCAACGAUCAGAUAUGCAUACUUUGUAGACCAGUAAAUCCCGCGGAAAUAAGCAAACACCUCGUAACUUCGCAGGCAUCUCUUUAGCUAACUAUCCGGCUUCAUCGCUUGCCUCGAACUUCGUGUCUCUCGUAUAUAAACGCAAUGUAGCAUUUAAAACUUCCCCCAUCGAACCAGCACUCAGCUAUCCGAUAUCCAAUAUCCAAUGGUCCAACUCACUUCCAAGUUCGCCGCUCUCUCUCUCGCUGUAUUAACGCCCAUCGUUGCGGCAGUUGAUAUCCGUCUCUGCGAUCAUGCGUACUACGUUGGCUGUGAUUGGAAGUACAACGUCCCCACCGGAAAGUGCCUCAACAGCACCGCCAGUACUGGCUGGUCCGGAUUCAACGACAACGUCGUGAGCUCUUACAAUCAGACGAACACCGGCAGCUGUGGUGCAUGCUACUAUUUUGCAGACGACGACUGCUUCGAUCUGUUGUUCAGCAGUGGCGACGCUAGUUUGAACUGGUUCGCUGGAAACAACGACCGUCUCUCGUCUAUUUUCUGUUCUGAGAGCGCGUAAUUGCGAAGUGUCUUGGAAUCGUGAAGAGUUUCGACAGUGUAAUCGUGUAUGUUGUACUUCCUACGUAUGCAAUUAUGUGUGUGAUUUAUGAGUGAGAGAA